AUGGAUAAUAAUCUUGAUGAAAAAAUUUUCAUAUCAGUUAUUUAUCGUGCAUUUUACAAAAAUUACUAUCUUGUCAUUCCUUAUAAUGAAAAAACUAAAGAAGUAAAAAUUAAAAAAGAUUUAACUGAAGAAAUAAUUAUUACUGAUGAAGAAAAAAGAUCAUUUAAGUUAUUAUUAAAAACAAUAAUUAAAAAGUAUAAACAAGAAG
This is a messenger RNA of Scutellospora calospora, 208 nucleotides long. The record is from the annotation of a GenBank genome assembly. Lineage: Eukaryota; Fungi; Glomeromycota; Glomeromycetes; Diversisporales; Gigasporaceae.